AUGGCUACUGCUACAAUUCGACAGCAGCUUGAAAUAUGCAAAGUGUUCAUGAAGUACACGCAUGAGAACGAGGACGUGUUGGCGCAGCUCUGUCACAUGAAGACUGGGCUAGUGCAACUGAAUUACUCAAAAUUGUACGAGAUUUAUCAGGAGCACAAGAAGGAAGCAGAAUCAGAGGAGUUGGAGACGUUCUUUGUGACGAAAUACGGGGAGGAAUUGGAGAAAGACGAGAAGCCAUUUGUCAGAAAAGUGGUGAAGGAAAAGGAGGAAGAGAGAGAGGGAAUGGGAGACGACUGUGAGUCUGAUUCAGCAAAUGAUACGACAGAAUUGGUGAGUCUGAAUGGGGCCAAGAUGAAGAUAGGUCUAACGAGUGAGAUACUGGAGAAGAUUAUUAAGAAGAAGAAGAAUAAGAAGUACUACAGGGAGAUGGGUGUGAAGCAUAAGGACAUGGACAACCAGAUUGACUUCAUGAUUCAGGUGGUGCAGUCAAAUGAGAGGUUUCAGCUCAGGGAGAGUCAGGUGAAUGAGUUUGAUGGAAGAAACAAGAAGAUAAUCGACUACUACAGCGAGAUGGACGUGGAAUUCAGGCAGAUUAUGCGAAGAAUAAACAGCCAGGGAAAGGGUGGGGGGAAAGAGAGCACCCUGACGAGUGACCUGAAAUUCAUAGAGGAAUAUUUCAGAAGGCAUUUUGGGAUAGAGGUGACGAAGACAAACACGAACAAGUUGGCAAACACGGUAGUGGAGAUAAUGCGGGAGUUACAGAGGAGGAUAUUCAGCACAGAUGACGAGAAGGAGACAGAUAUGCUACUGUUCUUCAAAAACAGACUCUAUUCAUUCUACAACUUCUAUAGGAAGUAG
Molecule: messenger RNA, 858 nt
Organism: Enterospora canceri
Lineage: Eukaryota; Fungi; Microsporidia; Enterocytozoonidae
Source: the annotation of a GenBank genome assembly